GCUGCCGUGCGCCGUGAAAUACACGCGACGGAGCACAGAGAGGGAAGGAGAGACAGGGAGAGAGAGAGAUCAGGAUUCUUCCGGGAAGAGACCUAUACCGUCAACAACAAAGUUCGACGCUUGGAAGGAAGAGAACCCGAGUGAGUCCAAGCAGAUGGCCACCGACAACAAGUACGACCGCCAGCUAAGGCUGUGGGGCGGGAGCGGCCAGAAGGCGUUGAUGGAGGCCAACAUCCUUCUCGUGAACGCCGGCGCAACCGGCACGGAGACCCUCAAGAACCUCGUCUUGCCAGGGGUCGGGCAUUUCACCAUCCUUGACGCUGAGGAGGUGCGGCAGUUGGACCAGGGCAGCAAUUUCUUCGUCGGACCAGAGCACGUCGGCCUUCCAAGGGCAAAGGUCGCAGCCGAGCUGCUCUGCGAGAUGAACCCUGACGUGAAGGGGGGGUAUGUACAAGAGGACCCGGACGCGCAGAUGAACAAGGACCCCGCGUUCUUCUCCAAGUUCUCCCUGGUCAUCGCCUCCCAGCUGCACGAGACUACCCUGAGGAAGAUGGCCGCGCUGUGCUGGGACAAGUCCGUUCCGUUCUUGCACGUCAGGAGCUACGGCUUUCUAGGCCACGUCCGCCUGGCGUUGCGAGGGCACUGCGUGGUGGAGAGCAAGCCAGAGGGAAACAAGCCGGACUUGAGGAUCGCGCAGCCUUGGCCGGAGCUGCUUGAGUACUGCCAGUCCAUCGAUUUCGACAAGCAGGACAAUGUUCUUCACGGGCACACGCCGUGGAUCGUCAUCCUGGUGCGCAAGAUGGACGAGUGGAAGGCUGCCCACAGGGGCUCGCUGCCAAGCUUUCUAGAGAGAAAGGAGUUCCAACAGAGCCUGAAAGCAGCAUCGCGGAACUACCAAAAGGAGCUCAACUACCAGGAGGCUUUUAAAGAGUCGUACGUGGCGUACACACCGCCCGGCCUCCCCGGAGAGGUUGAAACCCUUCUGGCCUCAGCGGAGGCGAUGGAAGUUGGCCCGGAGACGUCGAAUUUCUGGCUGCUGGCACGCGCGCUGGGGGAGUUCGUGAAGGGAGAAGGCGGCGGUUUGCCCCCGCUUAGUGGCGAGGUGCCGGACAUGACGUCGGACACAGACAGCUUCAUCACCCUCCAGGGAUUGUACAAGGCGAAGGCGGCGAAGGACACGGCGGCGGUGGCGGCGUUGCUGGACGAGGGGCUUGCCCGUGCCGGCAGGCCAAGGGGCAGCGUGCCGAGAGAAGAGACGGAGGUCUUCUGCAAGAACGCUAGGAAACUCUUGACGAUGACAACCCGGUCCAUCGAGGAGGAGUAUGGAAACAACACUUGUAACAAGGACGAGAUAUCGUGCGAGUUGGGAGAUCCCUACGAGGUGCCAGAGCAGACGCCGAUCGUCUGGUACCUUGCCUUGCGGGCCGCGGACGCCUUCAAGACCAAGAACGGACGCUACCCAGGGGAAGAGGACGACCAGGUGGACGGGGACGCAGCGGCGCUGUGGAAGAUCACAAAAGAGCUCUUGGCGGGGAUGGGCGUAGAGACGGAGCACUUGAGCGAGAAGCAUGCCCAGGAAAUCGCGCGAUAUGGCGCCUCGGAGCUUCACAACGUGGCCUCGGUUUUGGGCGGGAUCGGCAGCCAAGAGGCAGUCAAGGCCAUCACUCGCCAAUACACCCCUCUGGACAACACGCUCGUGUACAACGGCCUGGCUGGCGUUAUUGGCCGGUACGAGCUCUGAGCUCCCGAUCAAGCCACAGGAAGGAGGAGGGGG
Molecule: messenger RNA, 1774 nt
Organism: Ectocarpus sp. CCAP 1310/34
Lineage: Eukaryota; Phaeophyceae; Ectocarpales; Ectocarpaceae
Source: the annotation of a GenBank genome assembly